UCCCGCCAUAUGUUGACAAAAGCAGAAGGGCCAGGAUCUUUAUCACAUCAACACCAAGAGGUGCUAAGCCAGAAAGAUCUCAGAAGAUCCUACUCCUUGUCCUGUUGUCCUUACCUGGAGGAAUAAUAAUCCAUCAUGGAGCCUUUCAGAAGCCAUCUGAGAUUUCAGACUGCUAUUUUUCUUGCAGGUUGCAUCCUGAGCUGCAUGUCUCAGCAGGGGCCACCCCAGGAAAACUUAACUGUGGUUUCUGUACCUGAAGACGCCAUCCUGGGAAAAAAUAUCAUCCUGAACGUGCAGAAUAUCCGGGACGGAUUUGAACGAUGCGAGUGGACGGCACCCUUUGGGGCCAAAAUUGAUUUUGACCCCAAUUCAAAAGUGGCUAACACUUCCCAAGUCGGAGUGGUGCAUCGGAAUUGUUCCUUGAGUAUCACAAAUCUGAGGUCAGAGCAUCGAGGAAAGUAUACCAUCAAAGUUAGUUUUCCUCCUGCAAAGCAGCAAGGGACAAGAGACCCAGAUAUCUAUAUCGGUUCUAUUUUUCUGACAUUUUGUGAACAAAUCCGUAUCAACGUCGAACCCCAAAAUCCCCGCGUUGGCCAGGAUGUCAAGAUGACUCCCGUAGGCUUGCCAGACCGUCGUGACUACUGCGAAUGGGAGCAAAAAACCCAAACUGGAAUAAAAAAAUUCGAGGAUUCUGAAGAAGAGCCCAACAAACAGAAGAACCAGCAACCCCAGGUCACCCAAAAAGAUUGUUCCUUUCAUAUGACUCAGUUAACCCUGGCUGAUUCUGGAACCUACUCUGUUUAUUCCGAAGUGUAUUUAGACCAAAACUCCGCCAAAGAAGGGAGGAGAACUAGAGAUCAAAUGAAGUGCUAUCGAGGCCAGACCCAGUUAAAUGUCCAACUUGUUUCAGGAUCAGCGUCUGUGAAAUAUAGUGCGGGAAUCAUCGCUGCGGCUUUGCUUGGAUCCCUUACCUGGACUAUCAGUAGUCUGUUCCUCUUGCCGCUGCUGUUCGGCGUGUUGUCGCCAUUCUUUCCCGAAUGCUGAAUUUGGAAGCGGUUCCUUCCUUUGUAAAAGAUAUUUGCAGAGAAGAGGCACACGAAUUAUCCCACGGCUGCGUGUGUAAAGCUGAGCUGCUCUGUGCUUCGAUAUUAAGCUUGAUCUGAUGCUGAUUUCUUUUGAAGCUCAACUUUGUUCAAACCUGUAUUUUAGCUUAGUUUAUUUUGUGUUUAAAUGGACAAAACCUACAUCAUUCUCAACUUUAAAACUUGAGAGU
Messenger RNA from Thamnophis elegans (Western terrestrial garter snake), 1273 nucleotides. RefSeq lists its product as uncharacterized. Lineage: Eukaryota; Metazoa; Chordata; Lepidosauria; Squamata; Natricidae. The transcript is spliced from 6 exons. The record is from RefSeq and is a predicted model, not a curated record. Bases 136 to 1044 code for a protein of 302 amino acids.